This is a messenger RNA of Xiphophorus hellerii (green swordtail), 1877 nucleotides long. It is a transcript of the gene nts, whose product is annotated as neurotensin. The record is from RefSeq and is a predicted model, not a curated record. NCBI's taxonomy places the organism in Eukaryota, Metazoa, Chordata, Actinopteri, Cyprinodontiformes, Poeciliidae. Gene Ontology annotation, molecular function: neuropeptide hormone activity. Gene Ontology annotation, cellular component: extracellular region. The transcript is spliced from 4 exons. The coding region runs from base 470 to 952 and encodes 160 amino acids.
CAAACGGUGACAGAAACGGGGGAUCUGUGCGUCACCCUCCACCACUCAGAGACCAAAGUACAGCUAACCUCUUCCACUGAAGAUGUAAAAAAACCAAAACUCUGCCGAGCCGUGACGCAAAAAACCUUUCUGCCCCGUGACGCCAGAGUGACGACUGGCGAGACGCAGCAGCAUGGAUGGAGGGAGACAAUCUGGAGGGGGAGGAGCAGAGGGAAAGAGACCCACGCUCUGACAUCACACGGGCUCUUAUAUACGGAGGGAAUGGAGCCCACUGCACUUCACAUUCAACCAGGAAGCUCUGACAACCAUCUCAGACAUUGAGGAGGAAAGAAAAAAGAAGAAGAAGCAGCAGCAUCGUCUCCAGCCACUUCUGACCCUUAACCUUAUGGACUAGGCUCGUCCUCAGGUGAACUCUUCACUGUGGAAGCCCCCCUUUUUGUUUCACACCUUUUCUCGUUUUCUCGUCAAGAUGCAGGCGCAGUUGGCUUGUGUGCUCCUCCUCUGUUUCCCAUGCGGCGCGCUCUGCACAGAUGUAGAGCAGGAGCAGCGAGCGCUCGCUGAGGAGCUCCUCACCAGCCUCUUCACCUCUAAGAUAAAACACAAUAGGCAGACUGCCCCCUACUGGCAAGUAUCGUUGACCAACCUGUGCCGGCUGGUGGGCGGCCUGCGGCAGGAGGCGUGGAGCGGCGAGCAGGAGGACGAGGAGGAGGCAGAGGCUUCCGAGCUGAGGGAAGGGAGCCUCCCGCAGCUGGAGGAGCUGUACAGCCUCCAACACAUCUGCAGAGCGCUGCAGAGCCGGGAGGAGAGGCUACUCCGAGACUCGGUGGAAUAUUCAGAGGAGAACGGCGACGCGCCGCUGAAACGAAAAUCCCCGUACAUCCUGAAGAGGCAAGUCGCCCACAACGCCAAAUCGCGGAGGCCUUACAUCUUAAAGCGGAGCUCGGUUUACUGACGGCCGUCGCUCGUUCCGUCUGCGUGUGGCUGCAGAGUUUGUUCGUUUUUUGUCUUUUCUUUUUCUCCAGUAAGAACCUGCGAUUGUGCGUCCGGCGCUGAGGCCUGCCGUUAUGCUGCUGCUGACAAUAAAACAACUGAAGCAUCGUACACAUUGUGUUUUCUCUGAGGAGCCGUAUUCAUUCAUCCGUUCCUCCACUGCUACGUAAAAGAUUGUUCUAUGUUUUUAAAGCGAUUGAAGGAUUGCUAAUAAAAAGCUAGCCUGACCUGGACGUUUGUGCUCUUGCUCAAUGCGAUCCGCAGCAAACACGAACACAGUGUCUUUAUUUGUCUCAGUCUUGUUUGUGUGAGGCUUGUUUCGUCACUGCAGAGAAUAAAAACCCAACAGUUUUCCAGGUUAGUCCAUUCUUGUAUGAAUCCGAUGCAAGUCGUCUGGAUACAGGAGUAUCAAAAGACGGAGAAAACACAUCGUUGGUUUUAUAAUCUCUGCAAGUCUUUUGACGUUUGUCUGCCAGCUUUUCACAUCUAUAGAAUUGACACUUUCACUCAUUCUUCUUUUUCAAAAUAGCCAAAGUCGUAUUGAAUUGAGAGUGUCUGUGAAUGGAAAUUUGUCUUGUCACAGAUUUUCAGUAGAAAUCUUUUCAGUAUUUUAAAACAUGAUUAUGCUUCAGUUAAACUACCGGUGUAUUCACACAAGGUCCAGACCAAAAGCGGACUUUUAUCUUUUUAGUCUGGUGCGGUCUGCUUUCGCCUGUGGUGUAGCACACGGCUGCUAGCAGCAAAGCUAACUUCUUUGUUUGGCAAAAUUGCCAAUCUUUGAAAACAUUUUGCACACUUAGCUAACCCCAACAUGAAUCUAAAGCGAUAAUUUGAUUGUCUGUUUGUUCUAAGCCUUCAGCUGAAUAAAGUUCUACAUCUGCUUUGAA